CUAUUGUUGCCUACACAUUUAUCUGCUUCAUAGGAUAUGUCGACAGACAGCUAUUAUUUAUCUUUUGCCUAUUCAUUUUUUUUUUUUUUUUUGCGAUUAUAUUGUAGUGUUUCAAUUCUAACCCUUUAUUUUAGCAUGAGUCCACGAGAACGGUUAACCCGCUUUAAUUGGUGUUCUGCAAAUUCCCUUCUGAGUCUGUGUCUGUAUUUGACAGUCGUUAUCUGCUGUGUUGGGUCUGUUGUAUCUGGUCACGUAGAUGGUGCCGAGGAGCAGAGACCGAGCCCUCAGGAGAACAGCCACAGAAUAGAACACAGAGAGAGCUAUGAGAUUACCUAUCCACACUGGUUGCAGCCUGCAAGACACAGGAGGUCCAUCCAUGGAGAGAAGCAGCACCCGUCUGAGGCAGAGGUCCUCAUCACAGCUGAGGGAGAGGAGAUGACACUCCGUCUGCACAGGAAUAAGCAGUUAUUGGCCCCCGGAUAUCAGGAGAUAUGGUACAGUCCCAGUGGUUCCCGCCAGACCUCCAAUCCACCCAGCACUGGCCACUGUUUCUACCAUGGUGACGUCCGUGGUGUGGAGGGGUCCAGUGCAGCACUCAGCACCUGCUCAGGUCUCAGGGGACUGAUUACGGUGAACACCAGCGUCAGCUACCUGAUAGAACCCCUGCCCACCGCCACCAUGGAUACACAGCCUCCUCACGCUGUGUUCCGAGCCAAGAACCUCCGUCUGCCUAACGGAACUUGCGGGCAUCGCCAUAGCAACCAGGGCCAGGGGGAAGGUCUGGAUGACCUCAUCCAGGGAAUGAUGACGGCGCGGGGUGGAAGGGAGCGUAGAGACGUGGGCCAGAGUAUGAAGUAUGUAGAGCUGCUGCUGGUAGCUGACCAUGCUGAGUUUCAGAAGCACGGCGGGGACUUAAAUAGGACGAAGACAAAACUGCUGGAGGCAGCUAACUACGUAGACAAGUACUACAAGUCUCUAAGUAUUCGUGUGGCAGUGAUCGGUCUGGAGGUGUGGUCUGAUCAGGACAGGAUCAGUGUGUCUGGUAACCCCUACAGUACCUUGGGAUCGUUCCUGGCCUGGAGACGCAAACAGCUACACACACUACCAAACGACAACGCUCAACUCAUCACGGGCGUGGCAUUUCAGGGCACCACCAUUGGGCUGGCCCCUCUCAGAGCCAUGUGCUCAGAGUACCAGUCAGGGGGAAUCAACUCGGACCACUCUGACAGUGCUGUGGGCGUGGCAGCAACCAUGGCUCACGAGAUGGGGCAUAACUUUGGCAUGAGCCAUGACAGCCCUGGGUGCUGCCAGGCCCAGGCUGAUGAUGGAGGCUGCAUCAUGGCUGCUGCCACUGGCCACCCGUUCCCGCGUGUGUUUAACGGCUGUAACCAGCGGGAGCUGAGCAGGUACCUGAGCUCCGGAGGGGGAAAGUGUCUGUUCAACCUCCCCAACACCAGAGCCAUGUACGGUGGACAGCGCUGUGGGAACGGGUACCUGGAGGACGGAGAGGAGUGUGACUGUGGAGACGAGAAGGAGUGUUCCAGUCCCUGCUGUAAUGCCAACAACUGUACUCUGAAGGCUGGAGCAGAAUGUGCCCACGGAGUCUGCUGUCACAACUGUAAGUUGAAGAGUCCAGGUGUGUUGUGUCGUACUCCAUCCGGGUCAUGUGACCUACCUGAGUACUGUGAUGGGAAGGCGGAGACUUGUCCUGCUAACUUAUACCUGGUGGAUGGUACUUCCUGUGACGGGGGGCAGGCCUACUGCUACACCGGCAUGUGUCUCACCCUGGAGCAGCAGUGUCAAUCACUCUGGGGGUGGGAUGGCCGUCCUGCUCUAGACCUGUGCUUUAAGAAGGUGAACGAGGCAGGAGACACCUUUGGGAACUGUGGCAAAGACCUGUUGGGGAAAUACAAAGGAUGCAGGGACAGGGAUGCUAGGUGUGGUAAGAUCCAGUGUGUGAGUUCAGCCUCCAAGCCCCUGGAUACUAACGCUGUUCCCAUCGACACCACGGUCCGGGUGGGAAUCAAGAAGGUCCUCUGUAGGGGGACACACGUUUACCGACCAGUCCAGGGGGAUGAGGAACAGGGGGACACACUGGACCCAGGACUGGUCAUGACCGGGACCAAGUGUGGAGAGGACUCGAUCUGUUUUGGUGGAGAGUGCCGCAACGCGUCUUUCCUGAGAGCGGAUGAGUGCAAUGCCAAGUGCCACGGCCAUGGGCUGUGUAACAACAACCACCACUGCCACUGUGACUCAGGCUGGGCCCCUCCCCUGUGCAACCAGGAGGGGACAGGAGGGAGUGUCGACAGUGGACCUGUCAUCAACCACAGCAGUCUACUUCCUGUACUGUUGCUCAUCCCCAUGGUUCUCUUUGUCCUAUUGGCUGCUGUGGGACUGUGGUGCUGCUACAGCCAUAAACUACAUAAAAACCUUCCUCUGAAGACCUCGGUCCCACCACCCAAGACAAUUUGUCCAGUCAGUUGGCCAGUCCCUGCUGAAGCCAAACAUCUACAAGCCAACAGUCUUGAAAACGGUCACCUUGUGAACAGUCUUGCCAACUGUCACCUUGACAACAGCUAUGCCAACGGCCAUGCCAACCCUGCCUUCCUACUGAAGAGACAGGGCUCAGACAGACUGAGUCAGUCCAGUCCUCGCCCCAGCCCCUCCACCAGGACCAGGCACGCUAUCUUCCGUCCGACUGUGAAACCCCCUCCUAUACCUGCUUACGCAGCCCAGCAGAGACAGGCUGUAUCCCAGCCCCAGCCUCAAGCCCAGGCUCAGUCCCAGCCCCAGUCUCAAUCCCAGCCCCAGCCUCAACCCCAGCCCCAGGCUCAAUCCCAGCCCCAGCCUCAACCCUCCCUCCAGCCCAAGCCCCAACCCUCCUUCCAGCCCAAGCCCCAACCCUCUCUCCAGCCCCUGCCACAGCCCAAGCCUAAACCUCCCAUCCCCAGCUACCUAGCCCAGCAGAAAGGACCCCUUCUUCCCCUUCCUCCAACCAUCCUGCCACCCAACCCCCACUCAACACCUCACACACACAGACCUGACCCCCCCAACAGACCCCCACCCCCCUGCCUGCUCACCAAACCCAAAAUAUCAUCAGACGUGUUACAAAGAGGAAAGUCCAAUCUGGUGCCACCUAGUGGACAGAAGAAACCCAGCAGAUCCCAAAACAACAUCUCAGGGAGGAGACGAGGACCAACACUGGACAACGGAGCUCAGUGAGAUUACUGAGACAUCUAACUGGAAAUCUCUUCUCUCUCUGUGAGCUGUGUCUUUUCCCAAGGUUGAUCAAAGAGGAACAUCACUGUCAGCCUUUAUGAAGAAAAUGACACUGGGAAAGGAGAGAGGAGGGCCAUGGCAGGACACACAGGGACUCAGUCCAAAAUGGCACCCUAAAAGUAGUGCACUAUAUAGGGAAUAGGGUUCCGUUUCAGAUCUGUCCAGGGAUGCCAUUACUAUAGAAUUAUACUAAUGCUAGCCUGGCAGCCUCUGUUGGCCCAUCUCAGUAUUUUUAUUUCAUUCCAACAACAAAGACAAAGGAGUUGCCUGAUUAACAAACAUCUCUGGCUACUAGGCUAGCUGCCAGGCUAUGUCUUGCCUUACCACUUGAAACCAGGCGUCCUGUACAUUUGCAAUAUUUAAGACUGGACUUUAUCGACUGAUUUAGUUCUUGUAGAUGGUACCAUGGGUUAACAGUAUCAUGUGUUGAUAUGCUGUUUCAGGUCUAUUUAUUUGCAAAGCUUCAGAGCAAAGAGAUUAGUGUUUAAAGUGGAUGUACUGUAUAUUGUUUCUACAAGAGCAUGAGUCUUAAGGGAACAUCUUAUGUUAAGAAAACGCCAUGUAUUGAAUGAUGCUUAAUGCUUCUAGUAUGUGAAUAAACGAUAGACUGGAAUUAUAAGGACACAAACAUGCAUGUUAUUAUUACUACAUGUGUAUGCCUAAAAUGAGGGACAUCUCAAAUGUAGCAAUAACUAUUUGAAAAUGACAUUGUUUUGUUAUGACUGUUUUUUUUUCUUCUGUAUAUUGUACUGUUCUUGUUGUGUUGGGUUUUAAAUUCAGGUCUUCUGACUGAAUGGAUGCAUGGAUAUUUGAACACCUGGAAGGUUUUUGUUCCUGUGUAACUACAUACAGUAUGUUAUAUUUUGAAAUGUGAUGCACAGGACAGCAGAGUCAACACAAUUAUAGUCAGGCCCAUAAAAUGUAUUUAUAUAAAAUAAUCUGGUUUUCCUUGAUUGUUGAAAUUCACCAUCCACCAUGAGACCUAUGCAAACAGUGUGCCUUCAGUUUGAUUUUAAAUAAAGUGUUUAGAAAGAGAA
Molecule: messenger RNA, 4316 nt
Organism: Salmo salar (Atlantic salmon)
Lineage: Eukaryota; Metazoa; Chordata; Actinopteri; Salmoniformes; Salmonidae
Product: disintegrin and metalloproteinase domain-containing protein 19-like
Biological process (GO): membrane protein ectodomain proteolysis
Molecular function (GO): metalloendopeptidase activity
Source: RefSeq, a predicted model, not a curated record